Molecule: messenger RNA, 1105 nt
Organism: Pleuronectes platessa (European plaice)
Lineage: Eukaryota; Metazoa; Chordata; Actinopteri; Pleuronectiformes; Pleuronectidae
Gene: cadm1a
Product: cell adhesion molecule 1a
Biological process (GO): susceptibility to natural killer cell mediated cytotoxicity; cell recognition; detection of stimulus
Cellular component (GO): neuron projection; synapse; plasma membrane
Molecular function (GO): signaling receptor binding
Source: RefSeq, a predicted model, not a curated record
GUCCCGUUGUAGCUGGAGGUGAAGCAGCCUCUCUCUGCCAUACUGAAGCAGGUGUCCAACAUGGCGAACACUGGCAGCGGCUCUCUGGCGACUAUUCUCUUUUUAUUCCUCUUCCAAGCGGCCCCGCACAAAGGAGCUGCUCAGUCCCCAGUGGUGAGUCAGAACCUGGUGACGGACAAUGUCUCCGUGGUGGAGGGGGACAUGGCGAUGAUCAGCUGUCGGGUGAAGGACAACGACGACUCCGUGAUCCAGCUGCUCAACCCCAACAGGCAGACCAUCUACUUCAGGGACAUGAGGCCACUGAAAGACGCUCGCUUUCAGCUGGUGAACUUCUCCGACAAUGAGCUGCGGGUGUCACUGUCUAAUGUCUCCCUGUCAGACGAGGGUCGAUAUGUUUGCCAGCUCUACACGGAUCCCCCGCAGGAAGCCUACGCUGACAUCACUGUGCUAAUUCCUCCAGGUAACCCCAUCAUCGAGGCCCGGGACGAGGUCGUGAGCGAGGGCAACGAGACAGAGAUGACCUGCACCGCCAUGAGCAGUAAGCCCGCCGCCACCAUCAGAUGGAUGAAGGGCGAUAAGGAGCUUCCAGGAAAGCCCAAAGUGGAGCUGACCUACGACAAGAUGUACACGGUCACCAGCCGCCUCACGUUCACCGUGAACAAGGAGGACGACGGCGUCCCUGUGAUCUGCAUCGUGGACCAUCCGGCCGUCAAGGACUUCCAGGCACAGAAAUACCUGGAGGUGCAGUACAAACCGGAGGUCAAGAUUGUGGUGGAAUUUCCUCAGGGGCUGACCAGGGAAGGAGAGAACUUGGAGUUGACGUGUCAGGCCAAAGGCAAACCCCAGCCUCAGCGGGUGAACUGGAUGAAGGUGGACGAUGAUGUGCCGUCACACGCCGUCAUCACCGGUGGAGAUCUCUACAUCGAGAACCUGAACAAGUCGUACAACGGGACCUACCGCUGCGUGGCGUCCAACUCAGUGGGGGAGUCCUUCGACGACUACAUCCUCUAUGUCUAUGAUGCUCCCACCACCACCCCUAUACCCACCACAGCCACCACCACCACCAUCAUCACCACCACCAUCUCCUCCCCCGAAGCCAAUCAAG